AUGAUAAGACACCUCUCCUCCUCUUCCUACUCACUCCUCCCCUCCAUCUUUCCUCCUCCCCCUCCAUCUCUCCUCCUCCUUCUCUCCCCCUCCUUCUCUCCUCCUCCUUCUCUCCCCCUCCUUCUCUCCGCCUCCUUCUCUCCCCCUCCAUCUACCCCCCUCCAUCUCUCCCCCUCCAUCUUUCCUCCUCCCCCUCCAUCUCUCCCCCUCCAUCUUUCCUCCUCCCCCUCCAUCUCUCCUCCUCCUUAUCUCCGCCUCCUUCUCUCCCCCUCCAUCUACCCCCCUCCAUCUCUCCCCCUCCAUCUUUCCUCCUCCCCCUCCAUCUCUCCUCCUCCUUAUCUCCGCCUCCUUCUCUCCCCCUCCAUCUACCCCCCUCCAUCUCUCCCCCUCCAUCUUUCCUCCUCCCCCUCCUUCUCCCCCCCUCCUUCUCCCUCUCCAUCUCUCCCCCUCCAUCUCUCCUUCCCCCCCUCCAUUGCUCCUCCUCCCCCUCCAUCACUCCUCAUCUCCUCCUCUCCCCCCCUCCAUCACUCCUCUUCUCCUCCUCUCCCCCUCCUUCUCUCCCCCUCCAUCUCCUCCUCUCCCCCCCUCCAUCACUCCUCUUCUCCUCCUCUCUCCCCCCCUCCAUCGCUCCUUCUGCCGCUGGUUCUUGUCAGUAAUCAUUUCAUUCGGUCGGUAAAAUACAGCUCUGUGGGAGCCGGACGCUUGAGGCCGACGCAGGAAAAGAUUGCUCUUCUGCGGAAAUAA
Knipowitschia caucasica is the source of this 744-nucleotide messenger RNA. Lineage: Eukaryota; Metazoa; Chordata; Actinopteri; Gobiiformes; Gobiidae. The record is from the annotation of a GenBank genome assembly.